ACAAGUGUGCGUUCUAGUUCUUUUCUUCAGUGUCCGCUGCUGCAAAGUGCAAAACCUGAGAGAGAAAAUGGAGAAGAUGAAAAUAGAAGAGGUUCAAUCAACCACGAAGAAACAGCGUGUUGCUACACACACUCACAUUAAAGGCCUAGGUCUCGAGGCGAGUGGAAAAGCAUUGAGUUUUGCUGCUGGGUUCGUUGGACAAGUUGAGGCAAGAGAAGCAUCAGGUCUUGUGGUGGACAUGAUACGGCAGAAGAAGAUGGCCGGCCGGGCACUUCUUCUCGCCGGACCGCCCGGGACCGGCAAGACGGCAUUGGCACUUGGAAUAAGCCAGGAGCUUGGCACCAAGGUACCGUUCUGCCCUAUGGUUGGCUCCGAAGUUUACUCCUCGGAAGUAAAGAAGACUGAGGUUCUCAUGGAAAAUUUUCGACGGGCCAUUGGUCUGCGUAUCAAGGAAAACAAGGAAGUAUACGAAGGGGAGGUCACCGAGCUCUCUCCAGAAGAAACUGAGAGCGUAACAGGUGGUUAUGGUAAAAGUAUUAGCCAUGUCAUCAUUGGAUUGAAGACAGUGAAAGGAACAAAGCAACUCAAGUUGGAUCCUACCAUAUAUGAUGCCUUGAUUAAGGAAAAGAUAGCUGUUGGCGAUGUUAUAUACAUUGAGGCAAAUAGCGGGGCUGUAAAAAGGGUGGGUCGAAGUGAUGCUUUCGCUACAGAGUUUGACCUUGAAGCUGAAGAGUAUGUUCCACUGCCUAAGGGAGAGGUUCACAAAAAAAAGGAGAUUGUUCAGGAUGUUACCCUACAUGAUCUGGAUGCUGCCAAUGCACGACCUCAAGGGGGACAAGAUAUUCUGUCUCUGAUGGGUCAGAUGAUGAAGCCCAGGAAAACAGAAAUCACUGACAAGUUGAGGCAAGAGAUUAACAAGGUUGUUAACCGAUAUAUUGAUGAAGGUGUAGCAGAGCUUGUUCCUGGAGUUCUAUUCAUUGAUGAGGUUCAUAUGCUAGAUAUGGAGUGUUUUUCGUAUUUGAAUCGUGCUUUAGAGAGCUCCCUAUCUCCAAUAGUAAUCUUUGCUACUAAUAGAGGAAUAUGCAAUGUAAGAGGAACUGAUAUGACAAGUCCUCAUGGCAUACCUGUUGACCUGUUGGAUCGGUUGGUGAUCAUUCGAACGCAAACAUAUGGUCCUGCUGAAAUGAUACAGAUUCUAGCUAUCCGUGCUCAAGUAGAGGAACUGGUUGUGGAUGAAGAAAGUUUAGCUUUCCUUGGGGAGAUUGGACAACAAACAUCUUUAAGGCAUGCAGUUCAACUGUUAUCACCUGCCAGCAUUGUUGCAAAAAUGAAUGGCCGAGACAACAUCUGCAAGGCGGAUCUUGAGGAAGUUUGUACGCUAUAUUUGGAUGCCAAAUCAUCGGCCAGGUUACUUCAAGAGCAGCAGGAGAAAUACAUUUCAUAAUAUUGUUUUCCAACUGUUGCGAUGACUGUUGGUUGGGUUUGAAUUACAACCAGUUUUUGCUUUCGCUUCUAUACUGUCUCUUGCAUGAUUGAGAUAAUCGGUUCAAGGGCUGUAAUUUUGUUACUGAAUUCAUUUUAGGAUUAUUUUUCAUGAUGCUUUUGAUGACUGAAAAUGAAAAACAGCGUGGAAAUGUAAUGAGGCAGUUAGUUUCCCAUAUUUUUCGUUUCUCUGUAUUAUCUUUUGCUUUUCUAAAUUUAGUUCUGUUGAUAAUGGACUUUAAUGUCUUUGGUUUAUCCCUUGUACAACUUUCUAAUGGCAUUUGGAAUAUUUUACGAUGUGCU
Molecule: messenger RNA, 1785 nt
Organism: Glycine soja
Lineage: Eukaryota; Viridiplantae; Streptophyta; Magnoliopsida; Fabales; Fabaceae
Product: ruvB-like protein 1
Exons: 12
Coding region: 68-1444 (458 amino acids)
Biological process (GO): box C/D snoRNP assembly; regulation of transcription by RNA polymerase II; chromatin remodeling
Cellular component (GO): NuA4 histone acetyltransferase complex; Ino80 complex; Swr1 complex
Molecular function (GO): DNA helicase activity; ATP hydrolysis activity; ATP binding
Source: RefSeq, a predicted model, not a curated record